AUAACUGGGUAGUUUCAUACAACAUUGCUAAUUUCUGUGCAACUAGAAAGAAAGCAAUGGAAAUGGUUGAAUUCAUUUAAAACAUUGAUUGAUGUUAUAAAUUGUUAGCUGGUGUGUUAUAUAUAUAUAUCCAAAAUUGAUGUUCAGAUUUUAGAUUUUUAUUACUGAAAAUUGUUAAUCCAUCUGAAACACAUUCUUGAGAGAGAUCGAGCAUGAAUUCCCAUUGCAUUUAUAUGAUUCUCAGUAUGGUGUUCCCCCUCCAAUAUUCCAUCACUGCCCAAGCCUCUUCAUGCAAUGGGGGGCUCUCAGAUCUCAUACAAACAGAAAGAGGAAUUGACUCCAUUGUUGCAGAUGUAAUGCUUCAGAUGCAUGCCAGUACUUCUCUACAAAGUUCUAAUGGUACUGGAGUGACUAUAAACCUGAGAUCAUGGAAGCCUCAUCACUUCAGGCAUCAUCACCACCUCAAAAAUGUUCAUGGCGUUUUAAUCAUUAUAGGUUGGGGAACAAUGCUCCCCAUUGGGGUAAUGAUUGCAAGGUACUUUAAGAACUUUCCCAUGAGAUGGAAGGAAUGGUACUCGUUUCACAUAAUGUUUCAGGGAAUUGGAUAUACUCUGGGCACAAUCGGAUGGGGGAUUGGGAUAUGCCUUGAAAAUACUUUCAGGCUACACAUCUCUAAAGCACAAAGAGUUCUGAGUAUCAUUGUAUUUAUCUGCACAACCAUACAAAUGCUUGCCAUUUUCUGGCAACCAAAGAAAGAAGCUGAACAUCGCAGGUGCUGGGAGAUAUACCACCAUUUUCUUGGGUAUGCAGUGAUUGUACUAAUUAUAACAAACAUAUUUCUGGGGGUCAAUGAUGAAGGUCAAGCUGAAAAAUGGAGAUGGGCUUACGGGGUAAUACUUGGAGUUUUAGGUUUAAUUGCUCUAGCUUUGGAAACUUAUAGAUGGAUCAAGUCCAAUCAACUUCGGCAGUUAAUAGAAUUGAACAGCAAUAUGUACACCUUUCCCUGAGUUCUAGGCUCUCUGAACAGCAAUAUGAGAUCUUGACUCACAAUAUUGAAAUUCAUAGUGAGCUUUGAAUUUAAAUAGAUCAAACUUGAACAAACACUAUUUUCAUAGAUUCAUCUCAUAAACAUAUUGUUUGUCAGA
Messenger RNA from Juglans regia (Persian walnut), 1145 nucleotides. Its product is annotated as cytochrome b561 and DOMON domain-containing protein At5g47530-like. NCBI's taxonomy places the organism in Eukaryota, Viridiplantae, Streptophyta, Magnoliopsida, Fagales, Juglandaceae. The record is from RefSeq and is a predicted model, not a curated record. Bases 213 to 1007 code for a protein of 264 amino acids. The transcript has 3 exons.